Molecule: messenger RNA, 21386 nt
Organism: Xyrichtys novacula (pearly razorfish)
Lineage: Eukaryota; Metazoa; Chordata; Actinopteri; Labriformes; Labridae
Source: the annotation of a GenBank genome assembly
AUGUCAGACCCAGAUACGGAAAUUAGCGCCACUCUGGAAAUGUUGGUCAACGCGACCGUCACAGAAAUGAGCAAAGUUCUCGGUGUUUCUGACCCGAGACCAGAAGGAGAACCUUCAGCAGCUGAAGACACAGAGGAUGAUCCUGACCAAAAGGUAAAAGUAUAUAUUAGUGUCUUCGCUGACAGUUUCAGUCUCAAAUUCUCCGGUUUAGACUCUCCGGACUUUAACGAGCAGCCGGUCAUAGAAAUAGAAGAACUAGCUCGCUGCUAUAGUUCGCUUUAGUGAUUAAUCUCACAGAACCGUUCACCAUCAGACUGAGAUGCAGAUAAAAGUGUGUUUACAGGUUAAAUAAGAGGGAACCAUCUGUGUAUGUUUGAUAAAGCUGAAGCUACAAUAGGAAGAAUCCAUCUUUGAUCGCCAUUUUGAGCUGAGCUGCAGGUUCAGGCCCAUCUAUGUGCUGUAGGUCUACGGAGGGUUUAAACUCCAACUAAAUACUAAACCGGAAAUACACAAUCCACGGCUAACCUUAGAUUCUCCACUACAGUCAAUUAAAUAUCUUAAUUAUAACUGAUGUCUGAGUUUUAACAUCACUCUUAAUAAAUCUUACGGAGAUGGUCAUCAGUUUAUGGAGUCAGUGAAGGUUCGAAGCUCAUGGGUGAAGAAGAGGUUAGACAUUUAAAGUGAAUUUAGUCUUUAGUCUUUAGUUUGAUUAGAAAUAAAGAUCAUUUUAAAAGAGUUUUAUCAUCAACUGUGGUUUCUCUGAGCUCCAACAGGAGGUCAGAAACCUCAAAGUCCACCAUUUAAUCUUGGAGGACUAAUAAAGUCCUCAUAGUAGUUCAGGGGGAACAGAGACAGUAAAGGAGUCUGAGGAGAGGAUCAGAGUUUACCUUCAGACUGUUGAAACUUCUUCUCUUCAUAAAUACAGAUCUGUGGAUGUUCUCAGUCACUUUCUUAGUUAUAUGUAAUAAUAAUAAACAGAAUGAUUGUUCCAGUUAAAUAGAGUAAAAUAGAUAAAAAUACACAUGAAUGUGAAGAAGUGACUGUUAUUGAGGGAGAGAGAAGGUGAGGGGUAAGUUGACCAUAGGAGACCACUGUUUUUGUCCUGCUAUAUUCUGAAGAUGACAGUUCUGUUUACACUCAUUCUGAUGAACAACAUCCUGAAAUAUCUGCAGAGACACGAGUUAGAGACUAAACUAGGACUGACUUGAUGUAGUGAUCAUCUUACCCCACUCUCUCCGUAUGAAAACAGUCAGAAAUAUGUGAGUGUUCGUGUUUAUUUAGAAAACUUUCUGUGACACAGAUUUUCAGCUCCAAAAUAAGAAGACUGAUGACUCGUGUUGUUGCCUUCAGGUGAUCCAGUUCAGCAUCUUCAUGGCGUCUCUGGCUCGUGAAGCGAUGGAGAAGAUCUGCCAGCUUUUCCACGAGAGUUCGUCUCUGCUGCAGCUUGAGGUUCGUGUUGGUAUUGAAUGAAUGAAUGAAACUUUAUUUAACCAGAAAAAAACUCCUUGAGGUUAAAAAUCUCAUUUUCAAGAGUUUCCUGGCCAAGACAGGCAGCAGUAUAUUUACAGAGUUACAGACAUAAACAGUUACAGACAUAUGAGACAUAACAACCAGCUAAGUCAAAGUCGCAGAGCAGAACUUUUUUAGUCGAAGCACUUACAGCCCGCUUCAUCUUCCUCUAGGACCUUUAAUCUACAGUUAAAGAGAUUUAAGGAGACCCGCUCUCUAAGACACAGGUUUUCUUGGAGCAGAUUCCAGUUUCUGCAGGAGCAGCAGAUCUAAAACUACUUUUGCCCGUUUCAAGACGAACUUUGGGGACAGAUAGCUAAAGUAGAUUUUAUGUCUGAGUUGCAGAUUGAAGGCUGUAUCUUCCAGGACUUUAGACAUGAAUAUAAUCACACAGGUUUGGUGGAAGCAGGCGGAGUACAGCCGUGUAAAUCAGGAUGUGCCGAUGGAUCAGUCUACGCAUGGUCAGAGAGGGAGACCCAACUUGUUCAUACAGAGUACAACGAUGAGUUAAAGAUUUGAGGUUUGUUAUGAACCGUAGAGCGCCGUGAUGAACAGUUUCAUUUGUUUCCUCUCUUCAGGUGACACGAGGCGUUACAGAGAUUGAGGAGCUGAAAACCAGACUGGAGACGGCAGAGACAGAGCUAAAGCAGGUGCUGGAGGGCAGCAGAGGCCAAGAGGAGGUGGAGGAGGUGGAGGAGGUGACGGUGAGCCGGGGACCUCCACCCAACAGAGCAGAAAUGGUGAAGAGCGUUCGUCCAGGGAGGAGGGGUCUCAGAGGUGAGGGGUUCAUCUUCUCACAUUAAAAACAUCAACUUUGACUAAAAACAGACACUUCCUUCUCUCAGUUUAUGUUUAAUGGGUUUAAGUGUUUAAAUACUUAUGACCCAAAAACAAAUGUGACAUUUUUCAGCUGUGGCUGCGGAUCACGCUGGAGGGAAGAGGUCUUCAAUAAUUCACCUGUGGCAGGGCAGGAUGUACGAGGUAAAUCUGUCCUGUUUUUUCAGCUUGGUGAGGUUAAUGUGGGUUUUAUUCUGCUCCUUCUUCCUCACUUCUUGUUCUCGGCCUCCCUCUAUCAGAGAACUCACAUUAUAUAGACUUCGAUUAUUGUUUUUAAAUAAUCAUGUGGCUUUACGAGCUCUAAUUCAGAGGACAUUGUCUUUAUUUUGACCUUGUUCAUCCUCUUUCCAUCAGGCCAAUGUCCAGACUGUAGUUAUAAAGGAGGAAGAAGUGGACAUCUUUGCUGACCAGGUGUCCUCAGAUUCUGGUCAGUACAGAGACCAGGAGGACGGUGAGGACCCAGACUAUCAGGUAAACAUUAAAAGCAUUCUGUCCAUCUCUGCUUUAUUCCAGGAUGUGAUUUUUACAGAUUAACCAGGAGUUCCAGAUUUUGGGACCUGAGACGUGACUCAGUCAGAGUGCAGCUGUAUAAGUGAUAUAAAGACCGGCCUCUAAUUCGAGCCUGUUUCAUUCCAGGGCCUGGUUCCUUCCAUGUUGAUGUGAGUUUAGAGGUCUGUUUGUGUUUACAGUAUGAGCUUCAUCCAUGAACAGAAACUUCUUCUUCCUGGCUGCUGGAUGUCCACAGUUUCCUGCUCAGAGACAAAAGCAAAAGAGUCGAUUAAAAGAUCUUGAUUUUUGCUCUUCUGUCAGCUGGAACCAGGAGACCCAGAUGAUGGUGAUCCAGGACUCACUUCUAGACCCAAACGUGUCAUCAAGUCCAGGUCCAAUCGGGGGGGAGCAAAGAGGGACAGUCAGAGUCGCAAACAUGGCAAGAGGACUUUCCCCAAACUGCAGCGGCUCAUUAGUCAACAUGCUGGAAACAAGGCCAAUGCAGAGAAACCUUUCCACUGCUCCCAGUGUGGAAAAAGCUUCUCAUUCCAGAGGAGCCUCUCCGCACACAUGCUGCUUCACACAGGUGAGGCUUUUAAUGGAGUCUGCUUAUUGCCUCUGUUGUAUUUAAGGUCAAUGUUCACUCACAGUGGGUGGUCAGUCUUUUCACCAGGUAUUCACCUACUGAACUAAUGCAGUUUAGAACAGGACAGGUAGUGUACAAAGAGAGUUACAUUUAUUUGUUUUUUAAGUUUAUUAAAGGAGGGACCCUUGAGAUAUAGCAUCUCAUUUUCAAGGGGGUCUCCAAACAAACAUACACAGAACUCAGGACACAUUACAAUACAUUAACAUACAUAACAUAUAACAAAUACAGACACCUUACUCCCACACACAAUCCCAACCAACACACGCCUAAAAUCUUACUAAGGAGGAUAAAUAAUGUGAACAUAAAUGCAGAAAAGAGAUGAGAGUACAGUGCCAUUCUGAAGGGAUAAAAGAAGUAAGAGAACACAAAGAAAGAGGUCGUUUAUUCUAAUCUGAUGAGGCUUUAUACUGAAAUGAUCUUUUACCAACUUCUUUAAAGAUUCUAGGAACAAAGAAAAAUGGGAAGUUCAUCUGUCUAAGAGAGUACGGGGAGUUAUAUGGGAUCAAGAGUUCUUUUAAAUAUGAAGGUCAAUGGAGAUAAACACGUUUAAAGAGGAAAUGAAGUCAAUGAAAUUAUCGUCUUGAUUUGGGUUAUAACCAGUUCAGUGAGUCAAACAUAAAGCAGUGAUGAGUCAAACCAAAUCUACAUAAGGAGUUAAACAGUCAGAGGUCUGAGAUGAGAGUCAGAGGUGUUAUGGUAAACUAUAUCAGCAUAAUCAAUAAGUGGUAAUAUCAGCUGUGAUAUUAGUCUUUUUCUGACAUUUAAAGUAAAACUAUUAAUUGAUCGAUACAGUGAUGGAGGACGACCAUAUGACUUUUUGACGGUGUAAUCAAUAUGAGGUUUGAAGGUCAGUUCUGGAUCAAUCCAAAGUCUGAGAUAUUUAAAUGAAUCAACUUUGUCAACACCAGCACUAGUCUUAUCUUUCAACUGAGCGAGGAACACGUCAUUGGGCAUGAUUUUAUUAAAGGGAAAGAGGUCAGAGAAAGAACCAUGUAAGGAACUGAAAGUCCAAUAAGAGUCAAAGUGAUAAGAGCUCGAGAUGGAAGAGAAAUGAUGAUUAAAGUCAUUUGAAAUAAGAGAUGGAUCAGAGAUACGCCCAUUGUCAAACUGAAUCUCAUUUAAAGCUUUUUUGUUAUUUCUCUUAAGACUGUCUUGGAUUAUAAACAUUUUGGGACAAACCAUCUUUAUAGUAAUUUACUCUCUGAUGAUACACAUUUCUCUCGUGCACAGGUGAGAGACCACACACCUGUGAUGUUUGUGGGAAGGGUUUUACCCUGAAACAGCUUCUGAGGAACCACCAGCGUCUGCAUGCUGAUGUCCGACCGUUUCAGUGUGAACACUGUGGAAAGAGCUUCUACCGAGCUCACGGCCUGAAGAUACAUCAGAGGGUCCACACAGGGGAGCGGGCUUACAUCUGCGAAUACUGCAACAAAAAAUUCACAAUCCCAGGCAACCUGCAGCGACACCUGCGCAUCCACACGGGGGAGAAACCGUACAGGUGUGAGACCUGCGGCAAAAGCUUCAACCAAGCAGACACCCUUAAAGGGCAUCAGCGGAUUCACACAGGUGAGCGUCCCUUCAGCUGUGAGACCUGUGGAAAAAGCUUCAUCCAGAGGAACGUUUUGAAGAUGCACCAGAGGACUUCUCAUGCAGGAGAGAACAUCCUGGCAUGUGUAGCGUGCGGCGCUAAGAUGGCGUGUGUGGAUUCUCUUCGCAAACACAUCCAGACACAUGCAGCAACCAUCCCGUGUACGUGUGUGCUCUGCGGUCAGCGGCUCAGCUCCAUCACAGACCUGCGCUCACACCAGCAGCACCACACGGUGGUCCGGCCUCACACCUGCAGCCUCUGCUGGAAGAGCUUUAAGACGUCCAGUUACCUGAAGAUUCACCUGAAGGUGCACAGCGGGGAGAGGCCCUUCUCCUGUGACAUCUGCGGUCGCAUGUUUACCCAACUGAGCAGCCUUAAAUCUCAUAAGGUAGGUUAGAAACCUUUAAGUGUUUUUGGACUUAAAGGGAUUUUCUGGUGUAAAAUUAAUUUAGGGUCAAACCCACCGUAACACCGAGUUAGACCCCCCCUCCAGAGAUGAAUGUUUCCGACCGCUUGCUUCUCUAGUUAUACCAACUUUAGUAACUAGUUACCAAAAAAUACUCAAAUAAUAAACGUUUGCAGUGAAACUCCAAACAAAGUGACAUUAGCCUGAUAACACCUUUGUGAUGGUUACAGAUGAAACAGAGCGCUCUCUCUUUGAGCUGCUACAUUUGUUGGUUUUUAUGAAGGAUCUGACUUCUUCUCAUGAAGACUAAUGACAGUUUUCUCUCACCUGUCCAAAGGUGGUUCACACAGGAGAGAAACCUUUCAGCUGCGACACAUGUGGGAAAUGUUUCAGCAACGCAGGCAACCUGAGCAGACACCAGCGUAUCCACACGGGGGAGAAACCCUUCAGCUGCGACAUAUGUGGACGCAGCUUUAACCAGGGAAACAGCCUGAAAGCGCACCAGCAGAUACACACAGGGGAGAAACAGUACAUGUGCGACAAGUGUGGGAAGAGUUUUGCCUACCGGAGGAACCUGAAGGAUCACAAGUGUAUUUAUGUCUGAGUUCAGACUGAGAUGGGACGGAGAAAUCAAGUUUUUACCUGCCUGUCCAGGAAUUAAAGAACUGAUGGAGAAGUUCAUGUUCGCCUGUUCUUAAGAACUGUGAGACGGUCACUGUGUGUACUACUGUGGUUCAAAGUCAAACCUAAAAAAGCCAUCUAGUAGUUUGAUCCUGUGGAGUUAAAGAUCUUUUAGACUAAAACAGGUUAACUUAUUUUAUGUGUGCAGCGCCGACGAGUUUCAAACGACUGUAUUUCAGUUGUAAUCGGCGGAUUUUAGCAUCUAAAAAAGGUGCUUUCUUUUUUUAAAGUGGAGUUUCUGUUCCCACAGGUGAAUAAAACACAAACUGUGAGUUUCACAAAUAAAGUUGCUGUUUGUCUGAAGAGCUCAGAAAUUUAAGGUUGUGCUUUUUAAACUAUUUUAUCUGUAACUUACACCUGUGAGAAAUGAACAGAGUACUGCUAACUAUGUUUUCCUCUACACAUCGAUAAAAUGUUCUCCUUUUUCAGACGGCAAAUAAUGCAAGAAAAAAAAAUUGUGUGGAUUUUUUAAUGUCCAGUUUAUAAAAAGGUAACAGUCAUUUAACAGUGAGAAUGGAGACUGAAACGCUCCCUUGCUCACCCCUCCUGUUGAUGAAACUUCUGAAAGGAUGAAAAGCUCCUGCGUUGAGAACAGUUCUGCACUCCUGAAGUUUUACUAUUAAUACAAAUCCGUUUGCACGCGGUGGCAGCUCAUUGGGGGAAAUUUGGAUGUACAAAAUAUUUUGGGGAGGAACUCAGUGCAUAGAUGGUUUAGAUUUUCAUUUCAACAUUUAAGACGUACCAAGUUGGUAAAAAGAAUUUUUAAGAGGUUGUGAUUUAUAAUAAUAAAAAUAAUCAUAAUAAUUAAAAAUAUUAUGAUUAUGAUUCUUCUUCUUCCUCUUCUUCUUCUUCUUCUUCUUCUUCUUAUUAUUAUUAUUAUUAUUAUCAUUAUUAUUAUUAUUAAUAAUAAUAAUGUAUUUUGUUUCAAUUUAUUAUAUUUUAUUUUAUUUAUUUCAACAUCUAAGAAGUAGCAAGUUGGUUAAAAGAAUUUUAAGAGGUCAUGAUUUAUAAUAAUAAAAAUAAAAGUAAUUAUUGCUAGUAUUUAAUAAUAAUAAUAAAAAUAAUAAUAAUAAUAAAAAUAAUAAUAAUAAUAAUAAUAAUAAUUGAUUUUGUUUUAUUUUAUUGUAUUUUAGUUUUAUUUUAUUUCAACAUCUUAAAAGUACCAAGUUUGUAAAAUGAAUUUCAACAGGUUGUGACUUAUUAUUAUUUUUAUUAUUAUUAUUAAUUUAGGUUGUUUCAUUUUAUUGUAUUUUAUUUUUAUUUUUCCUUAGUACAGAAUUGAUGAUGACAGCCUGACUCACACUCCAUGAGUCAGUAGGUGGCGGUAAUGCGCCUGAUCGCCGUUUACAAACCGCCUAAAAAACUAAAGAAGAAGACGAAGAGGCGGCAGUUUGGAGUUUUGCUAACGCUAGUGUGAGUUCGGUUUUUACGAGAAAUGAGAAGGUUAUAGCACCAAAAAGCAUAUUUUAUAAAAGAGGACCGCUGAAAUUUAAUCAUCUUUUAUUCCUUAAACAUUAUUUGUCAGCAUGUCAGACCCAGAAACGGAGAUUAUCGCCAUUUUGGAAGUUUUGGCGAACACGACAAUCAUAGAAAUGAGCAAAGUUCUUGGUGUUUCUGACCCGAGAUCAGAAGGAGAACCUUCAGCAGCUGUUCUUGAAGACACAGAGGAUGAUCCUGACCAAAAGGUAAAAGUAUAUAUUAGUGUCUUCGCUGACAGUUUCAGUCUCAAAUUCUACGGUUUAGACUCUCCGGACUUAAACGAGCAGCCGGUCAUAGAAAUAGAAGAACUAGCUCGCUGCUAUAGUUCGCUUUAGUGAUUCAACUCACAGAACCGUUCACCAUCAGACUGAGAUGCAGAUAAAAGUGUGUUUAGAGGUUAAAUAAGAGGGAACCAUCUGUGUACGUUUGAUAAAGCUGAAGCUACAAUUGGAAGAAUCCAUCUUUGAUCGCCAUUUUGAGCUGAGCUGCAGGUUCAGGCCCAUCUAUGUGCUGUAGGUCUACGGAGGGUUUAAUCUCCAACUAAAUACUAAACCGGAAAUACACAAUCAACAGCUAACCUUAGAUUCUCCACUACAGACAAUUAAAUAUCUCAAUUAUAACUGAUGUCUGAGUUUUAACAUCACUCUUAAUAAAUCUCUAUCUGGCAGACAGAACCAUAGAUAAAUAUAUAUAAACGUUAGAUGUCUUACGCACGCUGUAAAGCCACACGGCGGCCAUUUUGCUACGGUCAGCUCUCCCACUCCUAACAUUCCAGUCUACGGUUCAUGUAACAUUUAAAUAACCAUAGAUUGAUUAAUUUUAAACCGAUUUUCAAACAGUUUGGUUUGUAACAAACCUCAGAGUUUUAAUUAUCUUCCUGCAUACUCAAGAAUAAUUUUAACCAUGGAUUUACAUAAAUAACCAUUAAACAGAUAGGUAGAUCAAUAGCUAUAGGCCUACACACACAAGGCAGUUAUAUUAAAUCAUUUAUAUAUAAAACAUUUAAUCAACCCAUGUUUGUUAUAUUAGUAAUAUUUCUAUUAUAGGGAUAACUAUACUAACAUAUAACAACAACAUAUAUAAAUAUUUAUUUUCUAUAUAAAUUUCUGCCUCAUGUUUCCAUAUUAGAUGUUUUUAACAAACCAAACAGUUUGGAAAUCAUGAACGACUUCAGUUAUGUUGAAUCUAAAGAGCAUUUCUGCCUCUUUAACUGAUUUAAAACUACUGGGUCAAAUAUGUACUUGGUCUUAGUUAGCUAAGUUAGACAGCUGAUAAACAGCGAGUUAAGAGGAUUUUUGUUCAUGCAGAUUUCUCACCUCCCAUCAGCUACCAUAGAGCGGACCAGAAUGGUAUACUGGAGUAAGAUGGCCACCUGUAGGGACGCCUGUGACUCUGCCCCAUAGAGUCAUCUAGCCUUUCUUAUAGAUAUCUACAGACAGAACUAUGUAAGCCUUGCUGGUUGUGUGUCCCGUCCCGCUCCUCUGUCUUCCGGGGUUCCACAGAGCUCAAUCCUAGGGCCCUUGCUGUUCUCUCUUUAUCUACUACCUCUGGGUUCCAUUCUUAGAAAGCAUGGUGUCUCUUUUCAGUGUUAUGCUGAUGACAGCCAAUAAAAAAGAAAGAAGCCACUUCUUGCAGGAGAGCACUUUGCGACAGACUAAUCCACGCCUUCAUCACGUCUCGGCUGGAUUACUGUAGCGCACUUUAUUAUGGGGUCAGUCAGUCUUCACUCGCACGUCUCCAGUUGGUCCAGAAUGCGGACGCUCGUCACUUAACUGCGUAACGGGGAGAACAUCACUCCUAUUCUGGCCUCCCUCCGCUGGCUGCCCGUGCAUUUUCGAGUCAUUUUAAGAUUCUUUUAUUUGUUUUUAAAACCUUAAAUGGUCUGACUGUCUGGCCCCAUCAUACCUCUCUGAGCUGCUUCACCCCUACGCUCCUGCCUGGUGCUUACGGUCAGAUACCAAGGUCUAAGCGGAGGCUCAGAGGAGACAGAGCUUUUUCUGUUGCUGCUCCUAUUUUAUGGAAUGACUUACCUCUCCACAUUAGAGAAACUCCCUCACUGUCCAUUUUUGUAAACCCUUCUUAAAACCACUUUUAUUCCUUAGCUUUUGACCCAACAUGAGACGGCAUUAGUUUUAUUGUUUUUAUUAUUUAUUUUUGUUUUAUAUUUUUAUGUUAUUAUGUACAGCACUUAUGUCAGCAUUAGCUGUAUUUAAAGUGCUCUAGAUAAAUAAAGUUGAGUUGAGUUAAUAAAUUAUGGAGAUCACUUGAAUCAAUGUGAUUAUUUUUUUCACAGUGUAUGAAAACAGUCAGAAAUACACGAGCGUUCAUGUUUAUUUAGAAAACUUAAUAUGACACAGAUUUUCAGCUCCAAAAUAAGAAGACUGAUGACUCGUGUUGUUGCCUUCAGCUGAUCCAGUUCAGCAUCUUCAUGGCGUCUCUGGCUCGUGAAGCGAUGGAGAAGAUCUGCAAGCUUUUCCUCGAGAGUUCGUCUCUGCUGCAGCUUGAGGUGUGUGUUGGUAUUGAACAUUAUGUGUUUGUGUUGCAUUUGUUUGUCAUCUUGGGUGAAAAUCAAUGUGAGUUUAUCAAAAAGAGAGCUCUGGCUGUAAACCUGACAGCUACAGGAUCUAAUCCAACAUUUACCAUGUUUUUAUUUUUCUCUCUUUUUUAAAGUCAUUUGUUUCCUCUCUUCAGGUGACACGAGGCGUUACAGAGAUUAAGGAGCUGAAAACCAGACUGGAGACGGCAGAGACAGAGCUAAAGCAGGUGCUGGAGGGCGGCAGAGGCCAAGAGGAGAUGGAGGAGGUGGAGGAGGUGACGGUGAGCCGGGGACCUCCACCCAACAGAGCAGAAAUGGUGAAGAGCGUUCGUCCAGGGAGGAGGGGUCUCAGAGGUGAGGGGUUCAUCUUCUCACAUUAAAAACAUCAACUUUGACUAAAAACAGACACUUCCUUCUCUCAGUUUAUGUUUAAUGGGUUUAAUUGUUUAAAUACUUAUGACCCAAAAACAAAUGUGACAUUUUUCAGCUGUGGCUGCGGAUCACGCUGGAGGGAAGAGGUCUUCAAUAAUUCACCUGUGGCAGGGCAGGAUGUACGAGGUAAAUCUGUCCUGUUUUUCAGCUUGGUGAAGUUAAUGUGGGUUUUAUUCUGCUCCUUCUUCCUCACUUCUUGUUCUCUGCCUCCCUCUAUCAGAGAACUCACAUUAUAUAGACUUCGAUUAUUGUUCUAAAUAAUCAUGUGGCUUUACGAUCUCUAAUUCAGAGGACAUUGUCUUUAUUUUGACCUUCUUCAUCCUCUUUCCAUCAGGCCAAUGUCCAGACUGUAGUUAUAAAGGAGGAAGAAGUGGACAUCUUUGCUGACCAGGUGUCCUCAGAUUCUGGUCAGUACAGAGACCAGGAGGACGGUGAGGACCCAGACUAUCAGGUAAACAUUAAAUGCAGAUGCAGAAAAAGCUUUCGACAGAGUUACUGGUCAGUCCUCAUCACCACCCUCCACAGCUUUGGCUCUGGGGAAUCAUUUAUUAACUGGGUCAGAACACUUCACACUUCACCGACAGCCACAGUCAUCACUCACAGACAAACUUCUCCAAGCUUCACUCUGCACAGGGGGAUUAUGUGGCAUUGUGUUAUUAUUUUUUAUUGUCAUAAUGAUAAUUAUUAUUAUUAAUUUUAUUAUUAUAACUAAGAUUACUAUUGUUGUUGUCGGUUGUUACAACAUCACCAUCAUUACCCUUGUUUUAUUAUCUUAUUAUUAUUAUUUUAUUUUAUAUAUUUAUUAUUAUUAUUAUUGUUAUUAUUAUUUUAAAUGGAUAAAUAAUUUAUUUAUUGAUUGAUUGAUUAAUUUUUUGAUUUAAUUUUUUGAUGAUUUUCACUACUUCAGUUGUGAUAUUAUAAUUUCACCUUCAUUAUGAGUAUUAUGUCAGUUAUCUCUAUUUUAUUGUCAUUAUGCCAUUUCAUAUAAGUUGAAUUAAUAUUUAGAUAUUAUUUUAUUAGUCAAACCAUUAUCGUAGCAUUUAUUCAUUUUUAUUUUUUUCUCAGUCAUCCGUUUAGUUUUCAUUUACUAUUUAUUUUACAAAUUUGUAUAUAUAUAUAUAUAUAGAUAUAGAUAUAGAUAUAGAUAUAGAUAUAUUUUUUUUAAUUUAUUUUUUUCUAAAUUUCUUCCUGGCUGCUGGAUGUCCAGAGUUUCCUGCUCAGAGACAAAAGCAAAAGAUGAUCUUGAUUUUUGCUCUUCUGUCAGCUGGAACCAGCAGAUCCAGAUGAUGGUGAUCCAGGACUCACUUCUAGUGUCACCAAGUCCAGGUCCAAUCGGGGGGCAGCAAAGAGGGACAGUCAGAGUCAGCAGCCUCUGAGCCGCAAACACGGCAAGAGGACUUUCACUGCUCAACAUGCUGGAAACAAGGCCAACGCAGAGAAACCUUUCCACUGCUCUCAGUGUGGAAAAAGCUUCUCAUUCCAGAGAAGCCUCUCCGCACACAUGAUGCUUCACACAGGUGAGGCUUUUAAUGGAGUCUGCUUAUUGCCUCUGUUAAAUUUAAGGUCAAUGUUCACUCACAGUGGGUGGUCAGUCUUUUCACCAGGUAUUCACCUACUGAACUAAUGCAGUUUAGUACAGGACAGGUAGUGUACAAAGAGAGUUAACCAGACCAGGUUCACUGUACAGGUUCCUAAACUCAACAUGAUGAGCUAAAAGAGGCUGAAAACCUGAGCAGGAUGUUUCAUUUCACCUGUGGAGCAGAGUUCUGUUUAUACACUCUGAUGAUACACAUUUCUCUCAUGCACAGGUGAGAGACCACACACCUGUGAUGUUUGUGGGAAGGGUUUUACCCUGAAACAGCUUCUAAGGUGCCACCAGCGUCUGCAUGCUGAUGUCCGACCGUUUCAGUGUGAACACUGUGGAAAGAGCUUCUACCUCGCACGCGGCCUUAAAAUACAUCAGAGGGUCCACACGGGGGAGCGGGCUUACACCUGUGAAUACUGCAACAAAAAAUUCGCAAUCUCAGGCAACCUGCAGCGACACCUGCGCAUCCACACAGGGGAGAAACCGUACAGAUGUGAGACCUGCGGCAAAAGCUUCAACCAGUUGGACACUCUGAAAGUCCAUCAGCGGAUCCACACAGGUGAGCGUCCCUUCAGCUGUGAGAUCUGUGGAAAAAGCUUCGUCCAGAGGAACGUUUGGAAGGUGCACCAGAGGACUUGUCACGCAGGAAAGAACAUCCUGUCAUGUGUAGCGUGCGGCGCUGAGGUGGCUGGUGUGGAUUCGCUUCGCAAACACAUCCAGACACAUGCAGCAACCAUCCCGUGUACGUGUGUGCUCUGCGGUCAGCGGCUCAGCUCCAUCACAGACCUGCGCUCACACCAGCAGCACCACACGGUGGUCCGGCCUCACACCUGCAGCCUCUGCUGGAAGAGCUUUAAAUCGUCCAGUUACCUGAAGAUUCACCUGAAGGUGCACAGCGGGGAGAGGCCCUUCUCCUGUGACAUCUGCGGUCGCAUGUUUACCCAACUGAGCAGCCUUAAAUCUCAUAAGGUAGGUUAGAAACCUUUAAGUGUUUUUGGACUUAAAGGGAUUUUCUGGUGUAAAAUUAAUGUAGGGUCAAACACACCGUAACACUGAGUUAGACCCCCCCUCCAGAGAUGAAUGUUUCCGACUGCUUGCUUCUCUAGUUAUACCAACUUUAGUAACUAGUUACCAAAAAAUACUCAAAAUUUAAACGUUUGCAGUUAAACUCCAAACAAAGUGACAUUAGCCUGAUAACACCUUUGUGAUGGUUACAGAUGAAACAGAGCGCUCUCUCUUUGAGCUGCUACAUUUGUUGGUUUUUAUGAAGGAUCUGACUUCUUCUCAUGAAGACUAAUGACAGUUUUCUCUCACCUGUCCAAAGGUGGUUCACACAGGAGAGAAACCUUUCAGCUGCGACACAUGUGGGAAAUGUUUCAGCAACGCAGGCAACCUGAGCAGACACCAGCGUAUCCACACGGGGGAGAAACCCUUCAGCUGCGACAUAUGUGGACGCAGCUUUAACCAGGGAAACAGCCUGAAAGCGCACCAGCAGAUACACACAGGGGAGAAACAGUACAUGUGCGACAAGUGUGGGAAGAGUUUUGCCUACCGGAGGAACCUGAAGGAUCACAAGUGUAUUUAUGUCUGAGUUCAGACUGAGAUGGGACGGAGAAAUCACGUUUUUACCUGCCUGUCCAGGAAUUAAAGACCUGAUGGAGAAGUUCAUGUUCACCUGUUCUUAAGAACUGUGAGACGGUCACUGUGUGUACUACUGUGGUUCAAAGUCAAACCUAAAAAAGCCAUCUAGUAGUUUGAUCCUGUGGAGUUAAAGAUCUUUUAGACUAAAACAGGUUAACUUAUUUUAUGUGUGCAGCGCCGACGAGUUUCAAACGACUGUAUUUCAGUUGUAAUUGACGGAUUUUAGCAUCUAAAAAAGGUGCUUUCUUUUUUUAAAGUGGAGUUUCUGUUCCUACAGGUGAAUAAAACACAAACUGUGAGUUUCACAAAUAAAGUUGCUGUUUGUCUGAAGAGCUCAGAAAUUUAAGGUUGUGCUUUUUAAACUAUUUUAUCUGUAACUUACACCUGUGAGAAAUGAACAGAGUACUGCUAACUAUGUUUUCCUCUACACAUCGAUAAAAUGUUCUUUUUCAGACGGCAAAUAAUGCAAGAAAAAAAAAUUGUGUGGAUUUUUUAAUGUCCAGUUUAUAAAAAGGGAACAGUCAUUUAACAGUGAGAAUGGAGACUGAAACGCUCCCUUGCUCACCCCUCCUGUUGAUGAAACUUCUGAAAGGAUGAAAAGCUCCUGCGUUGAGUACGGUUCUGCACUCCUGAAGUUUUACUAUUAAUACAAAUCCGUUUGCACGCGGUGGCAGCUCAUUGGGGGAAAUUUGGAUGUACAAAAUAUUUUGGGGAGGAACUCAGUGCAUAGAUGGUUUAGAUUUUCAUUUCAACAUUUAAGAAGUACCAAGUUGGUAAAAAGAAUUUUUAAGAGGUUGUGAUUUAUAAUAAUAAUAAUAAUAAUCAUAAUAAUUAAAUAUAUUAUGAUUAUGAUUCUUCUUCUUCUUCUUCUUCUUCUUCUUCUUAUUAUUAUUAUUAUUAUUAAUGUAUUUUGUUUCAAUUUAUUAUAUUUUAUUUUAUUUAUUUCAACAUCUAAGAAGUAGCAAGUUGGUUAAAAGAAUUUUAAGAGGUCAUGAUUUAUAAUAAUAAAAAUAAAAGUAAUUAUUGCUAGUAUUUAAUAAUAAUAAUAAUAAAAUAAAAUUAAAAAAAAUAAUAAUAAUAAUUGAUUUUGUUUUAUUUUAUUGUAUUUUAGUUUUAUUUUAUUUCAACAUCUUAAAAGUACCAAGUUUGUAAAAUGAAUUUCAACAGGUUGUGACUUAUUAUUAUUUUUAUUAUUAUUAAUUUAGGUUGUUUCAUUUUAUUGUAUUUUAUUUUUAUUUUACCUUAGUACAGAAUUGAUGAUGACAGCCUGACUCACACUCCAUGAGUCAGUAGGUGGCAGUAAUGCGCCUGAUCGCCGUUUACUAACCGCCUAAAAAACUAAAGAAGAAGACGAAGAGGCGGCAGUUUGGAGUUUUGCUAACGCUAGUGUGAGUUCGGGUUUUACGAGAAAUGAGAAGGUUAUAGCACCAAAAAGCAUAUUUUAUAAAAGAAGACCGCUGAAAUUUAAUCAUCUUUUAUUCCUUAAACAUUAUUUGUCAGCAUGUCAGACCCAGAAACGGAGAUUAUCGCCAUUUUGGAAGUUUUGGCGAACACGACAAUCAUAGAAAUGAGCAAAGUUCUUGGUGUUUCUGACCCGAGACCAGAAGGAGAACCUUCAGCAGCUGUUCUUGAAAACACAGAGGAUGAUCCUGACCAAAAGGUAAAAGUAUAUAUUAGUGUCUUUGCUGACAGUUUCAGUCUCAAAUUCUACGGUUUAGACUCUCCGGACUUAAACGAGCAGCCGGUCAUAGAAAUAGAAGAACUAGCUCGCUGCUAUAGUUCGCUUUAGUGAUUAAACUCACAGAACCGUUCACCAUCAGAGUGAGAUGCAGAUAAAAGUGUGUUUACAGGUUAAAUAAGAGGGAACCAUCUGUGUAUGUUUGAUAAAGCUGAAGCUACAAUAGGAAGAAUCCAUCUUUGAUCGCCAUUUUGAGCUGAGCUGCAGGUUCAGGCCCAUCUAUGUGUUGUAGGUCUACGGAGGGUUUAAACUCCAACUAAAUACUAAACCGGAAAUACACAAUCAACAGCUAACCUUAGAUUCUCCAAUUAAAUAUCUCAAUUAUAACUGAUGUCUGAGUUUUAACAUCACUCUUAAUAAAUCUCUAUCUGGCAGACAGAACCAUAGAUAAAUAUAUAUAAACGUUAGAUGUCUUACGCACGCUGUUAGCCAAUGGAGACCGACCUCUGCACACGGCGGCCAUUUUGCUACGGUCAGCUUUCCCACUCCUAACAUUCCAGUCUACGGUUCAUGUAACAUUUAAAUAACCAUAGAUUGAUUAAUUUUAAACCGAUUUUCAAACAGUUUGGUUUGUAACAAACCUCAGAGUUUUAGUUAUGUCCCUGCGUACUGAAGAAUAAUUUUAACCAUGGAUUUACAUAAAUAAACAUUAAACAGAUAGGUAGAUCAAUAGCUAUAGGCCUACACACACAAGGCAGUUAUAUUAAAUCAUUUAUAUAUAAAACAUUUAAUCAACCCAUGUUUGUUAUAUUAGUAAUAUUUCUAUUAUAGGGAUAACUAUACUAACAUGUAACAACAACAUAUAUAAAUAUUUAUUUUCUAUAUAAAUUUCUGCCUCAUGUUUCCAUUUUAGAUGUUUUUAACAAACCAAACAGUUUGGAAAUCAUGAACAACUUCAGUUAUGUUGAAUCUAAAGAGCAUUUCUGCCUUUUUAACUGAUGUAAAACUACUGGGUCAAAUAUGUACUUGGUCUUAGUUAGCCAAGUUAGACAGCUGAUAAACAGCGAGUUAAGAGGAUUUUUGAUCAUGUAGAUUACUCACCUCCCAUCAGCUACCAUAGAGCGGACCAGAAUGGUAUACUGGAGUAAGAUGGCCGCCUGUCAGGACGCCUGUGACUCUGCCCCAUAGAGUCAUCUAGCCUUUCUUAUAGAUAUCUGUAGACAGAACUAUGUAAGCCUUGCUGGUUGUGAGUCUCGCCCCGCUCCUCUGUCUUCCGGGGUUCCACAGAGCUCAAUCCUAGGGCCCUUGCUGUUCUCUCUUUAUCUACUACCUCUGGGUUCCAUUCUUAGAAAGCAUGGUGUCUCUUUUCAGUGUUAUGCUGAUGACAGCCAAUAAAAAAGAAAGAAGCCACUUCUUGCAGGAGAGCACUUUGCGACAGACUAAUCCACGCCUUCAUCACGUCUCGGCUGGAUUACUGUAGCGCACUUUAUUAUGGGGUCAGUCAGUCUUCACUCGCACGUCUCCAGUUGGUCCAGAAUGCAGACGCUCAUCAUUUAACUGCGUAACGGGUAGAACAUCACUCCUAUUCUGGCCUCCCUCCACUGGCUGCCCGUGCAUUUUAGAGUCAUUUUAAGAUUCUUUUAUUUGUUUUGAAAACCUUAAAUGGUCUGACUGUCUGGCCCCAUCAUACCUCUCUGAGCUGCUUCACCCCUACGCUCCUGCCUGGUGCUUACGGUCAGAUACCAAGGUCUAAGACUCUAAGCGGAGGCUCAGAGGAGACAGAGCUUUUUCUGUUGCUGCUUCUAUUUUAUGGAAUGACUUACCUCUCCACAUUGGAGAAACUCCCUCACUGUCCAUUCUUAAAAACCCGUCUAAAAACCACUUUUAUUCCUUGGCUUCUGACCCAGCAUGAGACGGCAUUAGUUUUAUUGUUUUUAUUAUUUAUUUUUGUUUUAUAUUUUUAUGUUAAUAUGUACAGCACUUAUGUCAGCAUUAGUUGUAUUUAAAGUGCUCUAGAUAAAUAAAGUUGAGUUGAGUUAAUAAAUUAUGGAGAUCACUUUAAUCAAUGUGAUUAUUUUUUUUCACAGUGUAUGAAAACAGUCAGAAAUACAUGAGCGUUCAUGUUUAUUUAGAAAACUUAAUAUGACACAGAUUUUCAGCUCCAAAAUAAGAAGACUGAUGACUCGUGUUGUUGCCUUCAGCUGAUCCAGUUCAGCAUCUUCAUGGCGUCUCUGGCUCGUGAAGCGAUGGAGAAGAUCUGCAAGCUUUUCCUCGAGAGUUCGUCUCUGCUGCAGCUUGAGGUGUGUGUUGGUAUUAAACAUUGUGUGUUUGUGUUGCAUUUGUUUGUCAUCUUGGGUGAAAAUCAAUGUGAGUUUAUCAAAAAGAGAGCUCUGGCUGUAAACCUGACAGCUACAGGAUCUAAUCCAACAUUUACCAUGUUUUUAUUUUUCUCUCUUUUUUAAAGUCAUUUGUUUCCUCUCUUCAGGUGACACGAGGCGUUACAGAGAUUAAGGAGCUGAAAACCAGACUGGAGACGGCAGAGACAGAGCUAAAGCAGGUGCUGGAGGGCAGCAGAGGCCAAGAGGAGAUGGAGGUGGAGGAGGUGACGGUGAGCCGGGGACCUCCACCCAACAGAGCAGAAAUGGUGAAGAGCGUUCGUCCAGGGAGGAGGGGUCUCAGAGGUGAGGGGUUCAUCUUCUCACAUUAAAAACAUCAACUUUGACUAAAAACAGACACUUCCUUCUCUCAGUUUAUGUUUAAUGGGUUUAAUUGUUUAAAUACUUAUGACCCAAAAACAAAUGUGACAUUUUUCAGCUGUGGCUGCGGAUCACGCUGGAGGGAAGAGGUCUUCAAUAAUUCACCUGUGGCAGGGCAGGAUGUACGAGGUAAAUCUGUCCUGUUUUUUCAGCUUGGUGAGGUUAAUGUGGGUUUUAUUCUGCUCCUUCUUCCUCACUUCUUGUUCUCGGCCUCCCUCUAUUAGAGAACUCACAUUAUAUAGACUUUGAUUAUUGUUCUAAAUAAUCAUGUGGCUUUACGAGCUCUAAUUCAGAGGACAUUGUCUUUAUUUUGACCUUGUUCAUCCUCUUUCCAUCAGGCCAAUGUCCAGACUGUAGUUAUAAAGGAGGAAGAAGUGGACAUCUUUGCUGACCAGGUGUCCUCAGAUUCUGGUCAGUACAGAGACCAGGAGGACGGUGAGGACCCAGACUAUCAGGUAAACAUUAAAUGCAGAUGCAGAAAAAGCUUUCGACAGAGUUACUGGUCAGUCCUCAUCACCACCCUCCACAGCUUUGGCUCUGGGGAAUCAUUUAUUAACUGGGUCAGAACACUUCACACUUCACCGACAGCCACAGUCAUCACUCACAGACAAACUUCUCCAAGCUUCACUCUGCACAGGGGGAUUAUGUGGCAUUGUAUUAUUAUUUUUAUUGUCAUAAUAAUAAUUAUUAUUAUUAAUUUUAUUAUUAUAACUAAGAUUACUAUUGUUGUUGUCGGUUGUUACAACAUCACCAUCAUUACCCUUGUUUUAUUAUCUUAUUAUUAUUAUUUUAUUUUAUAUAUUUAUUAUUAUUAUUAUUGUUAUUAUUAUUUUAAAUGGAUAAAUAAUUUAUUGAUUGAUUGAUUGAUAAAUUUUUUGAUUUAAUUUUUUUGAUGAUUUUCACUACUUCAGUUGUGAUAUUAUAAUUUCACCUUCAUUAUGAGUAUUAUGUCAGUUAUCUCUAUUUUAUUGUCAUUAUGCCAUUUCAUAUAAGUUAAAUUAAUAUUUAGAUAUUAUUUUAUUAGUCAAACCAUUAUCGUAGCAUUUAUUCAUUUUUAUUUUUUUCUCAGUCAUCCGUUUAGUUUUCAUUUACUAUUUAUUUUACAAAUGUGUACAUAUAUAUAUAGAUAUAGAUAUAGAUAUAUUUUUUUUAAUUUAUUUUUUUCUAAAUUUCUUCCUGGCUGCUGGAUGUCCACAGUUUCCUGCUCAGAGACAAAAGCAAAAGAUGAUCUUGAUUUUUGCUCUUCUGUCAGCUGGAACCAGCAGAUCCAGAUGAUGGUGAUCCAGGACUCACUUCUAGUGUCACCAAGUCCAGGUCCAAUCGGGGGGCAGCAAAGAGGGACAGUCAGAGUCAGCAGCCUCUGAGCCGCAAACACGGCAAGAGGACUUUCACUGCUCAACAUGCUGGAAACAAGGCCAACGCAGAGAAACCUUUCCACUGCUCUCAGUGUGGAAAAAGCUUCUCAUUCCAGAGAAGCCUCUCCGCACACAUGAUGCUUCACACAGGUGAGGCUUUUAAUGGAGUCUGCUUAUUGCCUCUGUUAUAUUUAAGGUCAAUGUUCACUCACAGUGGGUGGUCAGUCUUUUCACCAGGUAUUCACCUACUGAACUAAUGCAGUUUAGUACAGGACAGGUAGUGUACAAAGAGAGUUAACCAGACCAGGUUCACUGUACAGGUUCCUAAACUCAACAUGAUGAGCUAAAAGAGGCUGAAAACCUGAGCAGGAUGUUUCAUUUCACCUGUGGGGCAGAGUUCUGUUUAUACACUCUGAUGAUCCACAUUUCUCUCAUGCACAGGUGAGAGACCACACACCUGUGAUGUUUGUGGGAAGGGUUUUACCCUGAAACAGCUUCUAAGGUGCCACCAGCGUCUGCAUGCUGAUGUCCGACCGUUUCAGUGUGAACACUGUGGAAAGAGCUUCUACCUCGCACGCGGCCUUAAAAUACAUCAGAGGGUCCACACGGGGGAGCGGGCUUACACCUGUGAAUACUGCAACAAAAAAUUCGCAAUCUCAGGCAACCUGCAGCGACACCUGCGCAUCCACACGGGGGAGAAACCGUACAGGUGUGAGACCUGCGGCAAAAGCUUCAACCAGUUGGACACUCUGAAAGUCCAUCAGCGGAUCCACACAGGUGAGCGUCCCUUCAGCUGUGAGAUCUGUGGAAAAAGCUUCGUCCAGAGGAACGUUUGGAAGGUGCACCAGAGGACUUGUCACGCAGGAGAGAACAUCCUGUCAUGUGUAGCGUGCGGCGCUGAGGUGGCUGGUGUGGAUUCUCUUCGCAAACACAUCCAGACACAUGCAGCAACCAUCCCGUGUACGUGUGUGCUCUGCAGUCAGCAGCUCAGCUCCAUCACAGACCUGCGCUCACACCAGCAGCACCACACGGUGGUCCGGCCUCACACCUGCAGCCUCUGCUGGAAGAGCUUUAAGACGUCCAGUUACCUGAAGAUUCACCUGAAGGUGCACAGCGGGGAGAGGCCCUUCUCCUGUGACAUCUGCGGUCACUUGUUCACCCAACUGAGCAGCCUUAAAUCUCAUGAGGUAGGUUAGACACCUUUAAGUGUUUUUGGACUUUAAGGUUUGAAGAGAUAUUACCAAAUGUGUCCCUGUUUGUUUCUAACGUCUGUAUCUGUGCAGCCGAUGAAAAGCUCAAGCUAGUUACCAAAAAAAUACUCAAAUAAUAAACGUUUGCAGUGAAACUCCAAACAAAGUGACAUUAGCCUGAUAACACCUUUGUGAUGGUUACAGAUGAAACCGAGCGCUCUCUCUUUGAGCUGCUACAUCUGUUGGUUUUUAUGAAGGAUCUGACUUCUUCUCAUGAAGACUAAUGACAGUUUUCUCUCACCUGUCCAAAGGUGGUUCACACAGGAGAGAAACCUUUCAGCUGCGACACAUGUGGGAAAUGUUUCAGCAACGCAGGCAACCUGAGCAGACACCGGCGUAUCCACACGGGGGUGAAGCCAUACAGCUGCGACAUAUGUGGACGCAGCUUUAACCAGGGAAACAGCCUGAAAGCGCACCAGCAGAUACACACAGGGGAGAAACCUUUCAUGUGCGACAAGUGUGGGAAGAGUUUUGCCUACCGGAGGAACCUGAAGGAUCACAAGUGUAUUUAUGUCUGA